AUGUCUCAGGAGAAUGACACCUCUCUCAGGGCGCUGGGGGAUGAGCUCGCCGCCAUGAGGCUGCAGAAGCUGGAACAGCAGCGGCGGCUCUUUGAGAAGAAGCAGCGGCGGAAGCGCCAAGAGCCCCUCAUGGUUCAGGCCAAUCCCGACGCUUCCCUGCGGCCCCGGCGACCAUGGAGGCGGGAGGAGCGCCUCGCGGGUGACAGCGGCCUUGGGAACCCUUUCCUCCAGGAGAACGUGCCAGAGGCACAUCUGCGCUCUGGGGCCCACAGUGCCCUGGGCAUCGUCAGCUGCGGUGGAGAUGGCAGCCCACUGGCAUCGCCGACAGAAGGAGACAGUUCCGAUCCGGAGUUGGAGGAAGUCUCCGUAGAGGAUGUUCUUGCUUCACCACCUCCUUAUAAAGAGCCUCUGGGGACUCGACGCAGGGGUUAGCCAGCCCGCCAACGACCUGGGGCCAGUGUGGAGGAAGAGGGUGAAUCCCAAGAUGUUGGAGAUGAAUAUGAGGCACCCAGUCCAGAACCAAACCCUAGCAUGGAUGGUGACCUGGGUCGUGGAGACUUAGCCUCCAACAAGGGCGAAGACUUGGAAGAGAAGAAAGAGGAGUCGGAGUCUACAGUGAGGAAUUCCCCACCCGCAACCGAAGAGGAGGUGUCCGAGACCCCGGAAGGCGAGGUCGCGGGCAGCAGCGAUGUGGGGAGCUCGCCCCGCUCGCCUCCCCGUGCGCCAGGCCCUCGGCUGGGAGAGGACGUGGAAGCUUGUGUGCUGCGGCCGGCGCUGCGCGGCCGCACGGUGCAGUGCCGCAUCAGCCGCGACAAGCGCGGCGUAGACAAGGGCAUGUUCCCCUUCUACUAUCUCCGCCUGGAGGCGGCCUACGGCCGGAAGCGCUUCCUCCUGGCUGGGCUCAAGAGGAAAAGGAGCAAAACCUCGAAUUACCUCGUUUCCCUGGACCCCACAGACCUGUCUCGGGAUGGGGACAACUUUGUGGGCAAAGUCAGAUCUAAUGUCUCGGGCACCAAGUUCACCAUCUUUGACAAUGGGGUGAAUCCUGAAAGGAAGAAUUUCCUCCCCGGGACCGCUCGCAUCAGGGAGCUGGGGGCUGUGUGUUAUGAGACCAACGUCUUGGGAUUCCGAGGGCCCCGGAAAAUGGCUGUGAUCAUUCCAAGAAUCGAUUCCGAGAACCGGAGAAUCAGCGUCCAGCCUCAAAACGAACAGGAGUCGCUACUGAGUCGCCUCCAACGGGCGGCCAGCCAGGGGCUGGUCCUGCUGCAAAACAAACCCCCGUCGUGGAACGACGAGAGCGGCGCCUACGUACUCAAUUUUCAUGGUCGAGUCACUCGGGACUCGGUCAAGAACUUCCAAAUCGUGCAGCCGGAUGACCCGGACUACCUGGUGCUCCAGUUCGGCCGCGUGGCCCCAGAAACGUUCACCAUGGAUUUCCGCUUCCCGCUUUGCCCGCUCCAAGCCUUUGCCAUCUGCUUGUCCAGUUUCGAUGGCACGCUGGCCUGUGAGUAAUCCAGUGAAAUACCAUGCCCUCACCAGCUUCUGUGCCUGCUCAUUUGGAGAAAGGGCCCCCGCAUGCCUUCUUUUGCACCACCUUACUCAUAACCAACCCAUCAUACUCUGCCUGGGUGCCCAGUCCUGUGCUCCAGGGAAGUAGGGCUUUCAGCAGCACCUGCUUUCGCAGGACUCAGUCAUGGGAGAUGGAUCUUAAACAACAAAAAAUUAAAAUGCGCCUCUGCUAGGAAGGAGAAAAGCACGCGGAGGCCCAGGUCAGCUGGGUCAGAUCAAGGUAUCCCCA
Messenger RNA from Callorhinus ursinus (northern fur seal), 1798 nucleotides. Lineage: Eukaryota; Metazoa; Chordata; Mammalia; Carnivora; Otariidae. The record is from RefSeq and is a predicted model, not a curated record.